AUGAGCCCUCCGAACCCCACGCAGCUGCUCCCCCUGCGCCCCAGCAACCCCUCCACCCCCCUUCCCCGCCGCCACCGCCCGCCCGCGCCCGCGGCCGCCAACACCACCGGCGCGGCCUCCCCGCAGGACUGGUUCCGCCCGCGCCGCCCGGCCGACUCCGACCCCUCCACCUCGGCCGGGCGCGUCGCGGCGCGCGACCCGGGCGUGCGCGCCAAGGCCAAGGACGGCGCCGACGAGCGCAAGGGGAGGUGGUGGGAGCGCUGGUCCAGGGACAGGGAGAGCUACCUCGUGGACGGCGUCGACGCGCUCCCCAUACCCCUCACCGUCCCGGGCACCGACCCCAUGUCGCGGGAGGAGCUCGACCGCCGCCUCACCUGCGACGUCAUGGUCGAUGAGUGCAAAACUGUUUCGUACGAGUGGACGGGCAAGUGCCGGAGCUGCCAGGGCUCGGGGCUCGUCACCUACUUCAGGAAGAAGGGCAAGGACACCAUCUGCACCUGUGUGCCCUGCGCUGGAAUUGGCUACGUUCGGAAAAUUACAUAUCGGGAGGGGGCCGAAAAUAUGGAUGAGUUAGACAAUGGGAGACCACCAUAAUUUAAUGUCGCUGUCUGUUUGGCAGCGGUAAUUUUGUUAACUGGUGCUGAAUAGAUUGUGUUUACAACCUUUGAUGGUUGAACAUGAGAUUCUCUUCACUACAGUCUCUAUUUCAGACACGGUAUAGGGCAGGAUGCCAUUCUUUAAGCAUUGUAAACUUAUCUUCGUAGUUAUAUUGUACGUUUUUGUUUUUCACUUACAGAUGUAUGAUCACAGUUCACAAAGAAGGAAAG
Lolium rigidum is the source of this 827-nucleotide messenger RNA. RefSeq names its product protein disulfide-isomerase SCO2-like. The record is from RefSeq and is a predicted model, not a curated record. The transcript is spliced from 3 exons. The coding region runs from base 1 to 594 and encodes 197 amino acids. NCBI's taxonomy places the organism in Eukaryota, Viridiplantae, Streptophyta, Magnoliopsida, Poales, Poaceae.